AUGCGACGCUGCCUGCUCGCUGCAAUAUAUGCCCUGCCGUACGCGGCGGCGCGACUUCUACACUCACUGCCAGAGGAUCCGGCCGCGUUUCCAAAGUACAGAGUGGCCUUUCUAAACGCACUUCCCGUUCUAAAUCAGACCGCCGAGAAAUGGCUACGUGACGGCCUGCGCGGGGGAGAGCUGGAAUUCCUGGAUAGUCAAUGGAGUGAAGGAGAUGUAUCGGAGACAUACACGAGUCCGAAGGAAAUUGGGAGCGGCGACACGCAUGAGGAAUUCCAUACUUCUCGGCAUCAACCUUGGGACACCCCUUAUUCUCUUGAGCACAUGAAGAUCGGACCGCGAGACUCAUACAUCUGCUUCAUACCGAAACCUCUAGAAAUACCUCCAUCCGUUGACGACGAGGUUGAUUCUGACAUAACCACUCUACGCAGCUGGAGUCUCCUGCAACCGUUGGUCGGAACGUGUCUCUAUCAUCGACAAGGAUGGUUCACAUAUUCGUAUUGUCACAAUAAAGAAAUCCGUCAGUUCAAGGAACUCAUACAAGCCCAGCCUCAUGUAUCAGGCGGCUAUAAACCUGAAGAGGACCCCGAGUGGGAAUCUUAUACGUUAGGAAGAGCGCCUGCCAACCCAGAACCUGGUGCCGAUCUAACCGUGACAGAACAAAACGCUCUGGCAGCCAAUCUCGAGUUAGCCAAAGGUGCAGGCUCACGUUACCUUGUCCAAAAAUGGAGCGACGGCACCUUCUGCGAUAAGACAGGGAGGAAGCGAGAGGUAGAAGUCCAGUUCCACUGCUCGAUGACGAUGACCGAUACCAUUUUAUUCGUUAAAGAGACCAAGACGUGCUCAUAUAUUCUCGUCAUCAACACCCCGCGACUAUGUGGAGAGCCCGGCUUCCGUUCGCCGCGCGAUACACGAUCAGAGGCGCUCAUCCGCUGUCGAGCAGUAGUCGAUUCGCCCCAAGACUUCCCCGCCUUCGACAACAAACUUGCGGAGAGCGAUUACCCUUUCAAACUUCCUCGCCAGAAGCCAGUGCUCAGUCCACCCCCUACGGAACCCAAAGGCACCAAGAGCGAAGCUAAAGACCCCAAGGUCUCGCUCUCCACCGAACAGGUCGAUGAAAUGGUUCGCAAGGCCCUGCAAACCUUCGCCGACAAUAAGGCAGCCGGCAAAACGGACGAGCCUAACGUGCACAUCGAAUCCCUCGGAGAGGAUGGUGGCUUUGUCGUCGAAUUCUUGGAUGAAAUACCGUUGGAUAAUAUCAAUGAAGCCGACGAGCACAUUGACAGGAUAGCAGACAUCCUACGCGCUGCUGGUUUUAACAUCAAGGACACGGUGAUUUCGCAUAAGAAAGACAGCCAAGGCGCAGAGGAUGGGGAUGAAAGGAAAUCGAAAAAGAAGGCAGGUCGUGGUGAGGCAGAGCCCGACCCCUAUCGAGAUGAACUCUAG
This is a messenger RNA of Pleurotus ostreatus (oyster mushroom), 1446 nucleotides long. RefSeq names its product Protein OS-9 (gene YOS9). Gene Ontology annotation, cellular component: endoplasmic reticulum lumen. Lineage: Eukaryota; Fungi; Basidiomycota; Agaricomycetes; Agaricales; Pleurotaceae. The transcript has 6 exons. The record is from RefSeq and is a predicted model, not a curated record. Gene Ontology annotation, biological process: endoplasmic reticulum unfolded protein response; retrograde protein transport, ER to cytosol. Bases 1 to 1446 code for a protein of 481 amino acids.